AUGUGGCGGGCGCUGAGGGGGCUGCGGGGCAGCGGGCGGAGAUGGCAGCACUGUUCAGCCCUGGAGGUGACCAAUGAGCCCAUCCUGGAGUUCAAACCAGGGAGCCCUGAGCGAGCAGCGCUUCAGAAGGCUCUUGCUGACCUGAAGGGCAAGACAGAAGCCAUCCCCUGUGUGGUUGGGGGAGAGGAGGUGUGGACGUCAACAGUGCGGUACCAGCUGUCGCCAUUCAAUCAUGCACACAAGGUGGCCAAGUACUGCUAUGCUGACAAGGAGCUCAUUAACAAAGCCAUUAAUGCUGCCUUGGCAGCCAGGAAGGAAUGGGACCUGAAACCUGUCCAGGACCGAGCCCAGAUCUUCCUGAAGGCAGCUGACAUGCUGAGUGGCCCCAGGCGAGCAGAAGUGCUGGCCAAAACCAUGAUUGGGCAGGGUAAAACUGUGAUCCAGGCGGAGAUCGACGCCGCUGCCGAGCUCAUUGACUUCUUCCGAUUCAACGCCAAGUAUGCCCUGGAGCUGGAGAAGAGCCAGCCCAUCAGCGUGGACAUCAGCACCAACAGCAUGGUCUACAGGGGGCUGGAGGGGUUCGUGGCAGCCGUCUCGCCCUUCAACUUCACUGCCAUCGGUGGCAACCUGGCAGGGGCUCCAGCACUGAUGGGAAACGUGGUGCUGUGGAAACCCAGUGACACCGCCCUGCUCUCCAGCUACGCCGUCUACAAGAUCCUGCUGGAGGCUGGGCUGCCUCCCAGCGUGGUGCAGUUCCUGCCUGCGGCCGGGCCGGAGUUUGGGGACACCAUCACCAGCUCCCAGCACCUCUGCGGCAUCAACUUCACCGGCAGCGUGCCGACUUUCAAGAGGCUCUGGAAGCAGGUGGCUGAAAACUUGGAUCGCUACCGCAAUUUCCCACGCCUGGCUGGAGAGUGCGGGGGGAAGAACUUCCACCUGGUGCACAGCUCGGCCGAGGUGGGCAGCGCCGUGAACGGGACCCUGCGCUCCGCCUUCGAGUACGGCGGCCAGAAGUGCUCCGCCUGCUCCCGCCUCUACGCCCCGGACUCGCUGUGGCCCCAGAUCAAAGAGAAGCUGCUGGAGGAGCACAGGAAGAUCAAAGUGGGAGACCCCACCCAGGACUUUGGGACCUUUUUCUCUGCAGUGAUUGAUGACAAGUCUUUUGCCAGGAUCAAGAAGUGGCUGGAACAUGCCAAGAGUUCUCCCAACCUCACCAUCCUGGCAGGAGGAGGUUGUGAUGACAGUGUUGGGUACUUCGUCGAGCCCUGCAUCGUGGAGAGCAAAGACCCACAGGACCCCAUCAUGAAAGAGGAGAUUUUUGGCCCUAUCCUGACCGUGUAUGUGUACCCUGAGAAGAAGUACAAGGAGGUGCUGGAGCUGAUCGACACCACCACACCCUAUGGCCUCACGGGGGCGCUCUUCGCCCAGGAGAAGAGGAUCAUCAAGGAAGCCAGGAGCCUUCUGCGCCAUGCAGCUGGCAACUUCUACAUCAAUGAUAAGUCCACAGGGGCUGUGGUGGCUCAGCAGCCCUUCGGAGGCUCACGCAUCUCAGGCACCAAUGACAAACCUGGGGGUCCCCACUACAUCCUGCGCUGGACGUCCCCCCAGGCCGUCAAGGAGACACACGUGCCCCUGAAGGACUGGCGCUACGCCUACAUGCAGUGAGGGUGCCUG
Messenger RNA from Indicator indicator, 1674 nucleotides. It is a transcript of the gene ALDH4A1, whose product is annotated as aldehyde dehydrogenase 4 family member A1. The transcript has 15 exons. Lineage: Eukaryota; Metazoa; Chordata; Aves; Piciformes; Indicatoridae. The record is from RefSeq and is a predicted model, not a curated record. Gene Ontology annotation, molecular function: L-glutamate gamma-semialdehyde dehydrogenase (NAD+) activity. The coding region runs from base 1 to 1665 and encodes 554 amino acids.